Molecule: messenger RNA, 3741 nt
Organism: Ilyonectria robusta
Lineage: Eukaryota; Fungi; Ascomycota; Sordariomycetes; Hypocreales; Nectriaceae
Exons: 5
Coding region: 302-3532 (1076 amino acids)
Source: RefSeq, a predicted model, not a curated record
CUUCAAACAACAAAAUCACCAACGGUGUUCUAUUAUCCACCCAACGCCCUCUGUCUCUGGCUGUGAGGCACAUCAUGGAGCUAUUGCCAGCUGGCGCCGGAAGGCGGCAGGUGAUCGGGUGCCUGCCUGCUUCUUUCGCCUUCUUCCCUUCCGUUUGGCAGGCACCUGGCAAGCACCUGGCAAACGCCCGCUUCGUUUGCUACAAAAAACCUGCCAGCCAAAAACUGCCGCGCACAGAAACCAUUCUCCUUCAUCCAACUUCUUCUCGAAUUCCUGGACGCAUCUGGGAGAGCUGUGAGAGAUGGCGGACUAUGUCGAAUUCUACGUAACUUGCAACCCUCCUCUAUUGCCGACGGGUGUUGCGUCUACUAUUGCCCACCUUCGAGAGGCACCGCACCAGGACAAAGUGUUGGAGAUGCUGUACGAGCCCGAGAUUCCUUGGUUCAAGAUCAUCACGGCCCAGGAGCACCAAGAGGAGAUUACGCACCGAAUCCACUCCUUCCUGGAGCUUCUCCUCGAAGAGGAAACGGAUGUCAUCGACGAAGAUCAACCCGGUGAUCUACCCAUCGACCCGAAAACUCGCGCAGAUGUUGAUCUUGUUACCGAAACACCCCAAGUCAUUCCGUGGUCACUUUACCAGCACAACAAGUGCGCGGAUACCACCGACUACGACGAGCACCGGUUUCCUGCACAACUUGAGCCUCUUGCUUUCAAGACAGUUUGGCGAGGGCUUGAGUCGGCCGAUGGCCUCUCUAUCUCGGACCUUUUUGCCAAGUUCGAUUUUCUGUGGGCACACCCUGGCCAGGCUUCAGGACUGCAAAAGCUCGGCGCCCAAGUCAACUGCCAAUUCACUCACAACAUGAGAGGAAAUCUUGUCUACAUAGGGAGUGACAAAGAAAUGGAGUGCGUGAGGGAUGCUGUUCGGAAGCUGGAAAAUCUUCUAGCUCUUUGCAAUUCACUUGUUCCAAGUUCUUCCCACCUGGUCUUCACUGAAGAUGAAAGAAUCACCAAGUUGUCUUUCAGGUGGUUGACGCAUGUGGGACUCGACAAGUUGACCUAUCUCAACACCGGCGUUUCGGGAACACUGGUGGAGAACCGACCCCUAAACCGUGCUGCAUCUAUACGGGUCGAAAUCAUAAAGGCUCGCGGUCGUUCGGAGCUAGAUGAAACAGUCUACCCUAUCGGAACCAAACAAGCCGUCCCAUUUCGUCCAUCAUUCAGCGCAUUUGCAGACUUCGAGUACAGAGCAAAAAGCCCUGGCUUUAUGCCCGUCGAUACAUCCAAAGAGUUGACACCAGAACCUGCAUCAAAGCAAAACCUGCAACUCCCCGAUACAAAGUCAAUUACUUGCAGUAGCACAUCUUCGGUAUCAACUUCUGUUCGGAUGAGAACGACGCCUGCGGUUGAUGUCUCCCAUGGUGACAAAUCUCGAGGUUCUGAAGUAUCACGUUUUGCACCUGGGGAACCAUCAUUCGGGGUUGGCAAUGAAGGUGACACGACAGUUGAAAAGACACAGACGCACGAAAGUCUCGGCUUUGUUCAAGAGCCGUUGCUGCAACCGAACGACACCAUGCGCCUGAGCUCGGCACCGUCCCUACUUGGCCCUUUAGCCGCUGCCGACGCAGUCGCGUCUUGGAUCGCCGGAAUCGAAGCUGCUGGGUUUAAUCCUUCACUCUAUGGAAUUUCAGAACUCGGACCACCCGAUGAUGUUCCCGCUAUGACAGAUUCGAUACCCUCUUUUGGGGGUGACGUUCUCGUCAAUCUAGAGCCUGAUACCGAGUCCUCAGUCCCGCCUCCCAAUGACGAGGAGUUGUCUGGACUUCUUGUGGGCCAAUUAUACGACUCUAGUAAUCUCAUGGAGUUCGGACAACAUCACUCCCACCAGGCCACAAUGGCCACGCCAAAUGGCAUUCCGACAGAAUGCCUUUUGGAUUCAGAUUCCCCACCAGGACUCGAUUAUGGGAUGUUUGCUCCUAUGAAUCUCCUGCGGCAACAGGAACCCCAGAGAGGUUCCCCCACCAUCCGUCCUCCUGUCCCUUCGAGAGUAGGUAUACAUGACGGCGAUCUUCUAGGCUGCCUGGAAGCUCACAUAGACACCCCAGCCCUCAUGGAUGAGUUUGAUGGGCAAGGUGCAGCGACUUCUGCACCCGAUACCUCUGGAAACACCAUAGGGGUCGGUCAAGAGGCCGAAGAAAAUGCCUUGGGCAAGAUACUACGCAAAAUGGACAGCAAGGAAAAGGAGUUGUUCUACACAAUGGGCCAAAAGGCGGCUCCAAGCCAGACUUGGGCACACGUCGCAUCCCAGUCAAAGGUUCAACAAAAAGAAGAGGAGACUUCCUUUGGUGUCAACGUCCCCGUGAAGGUUCGUUCAAAUCUAUCGAGACCUGGACCACAGAAACUCGAAGCACAGAAACUCGAAGAACAGGAAGCCGUUCGCAAAAUGCCAAAGCCAACCCCCACUCAACCAACAACUGAUGGCCAAGGUGGAACACAGAGCAAGCGCGCAAACCUUUCCAGAGUUGUCGAUGAUACCAAUAAAAAAGCCAAGGAACUCUUGAAGAUCUUGCAAAUCACGCCCGGGCAUAUUAGACUUGAAGCGAAAUUUGGUCGAAUAUGUAUCAACGACCUAGAAACAUCAUUGGUGAACUUGGGGCAAGGGCCAUCCUUGGACAUUCACGAGAUACUCAACUUCAGGCAUGACAGUAUUGGUUUUCAUACCAUACUCACGACUAAUGGCGCUGAAGCGGACCUGAUUCCCCGCAUGUCCCUUUCUCAGGGGCAACCUUGGGAGCUCUACGACAAACAAGUAUACUACGAUAUAGUCUGCAAGUCCAAAGACAAGGAUGAUCUCAUCAUGGUAGAGGUCAACGCUGCCACCUUCAACUAUGUUUGUCGGUCGCCAACUCAGGAGUUUCCGGGCGUAUACAUCCAUUGUGCGAGGCGUUCCUGGGACAUACAGCUUUCUGUCAGCCGCAUCGGUUCCGAAGAGAUUCCAGAGGACUUCAGACAAUUCGCCUCGUCCUUGAUAGAAUCUCUGGACAUCUCAACUGACAAUGAAGGGCAAGUUGUUAUCAAGGCCAACCCAGACAAAACCUCCAGGUGGGGUGUCGAAGGAACCAGCAUCCGUCACAUCGCAAGAUACCGCAACGGGUCGAAAAGCCGCAACUACCUUGCUAUUACGACGACCCGGGUCGCGCAGAGAAUUGGAGGAUCAAACUACCAUGGCACCACGAGGCCGGUGCCAAUCCCUGGAAAGGGGCCUCUAUCUCAAUGGUUUGAGGCUUCGAUUGGAUCGACUCGAGCGGAUGAGCUACUGAGGGAGAAUGUCGGACUGGGAUUUGGGGACAAAACUUCGUGGACUCCCGACCAGCUCGUAAAAGAGGGUCUUAUCAAAGCGCUGUGCGAUCCAGCUUUAAAGAUGGUGAUGCAGAUGGACCAGGUUGGUCGGACAAACUGCAACGGCGAAGGACUCAAGGUUGGUCAAAAUUCGUCCACUAAACCCACUGGAGGAGGCGCACUUCCAUUCUGGUGAUUUGCAGACGCGGACAUAAUGUCUCCAGUCACAAGAUUGCUACUUUCUAUUGCUCGUCGGUGUGUUCCUGGAGUGGUUUCCAUUUAUGAAUAGGGUAAUCAAUGAACACAAUAUUGGUUUACAGGCUUAAAAUCAGGGACGAUAGCUACAGACGAUGUACUAGGCUACGAUAUAGCAGACUCGAUAAUUCGCUUGACAUUAGUCGUGAC